AUGCCGGCCCCCUCGAUCCCGAAUCUUCUGUCACUACGCGGCGCAAGGGGUGGCGGCCGAGGUCGAGGCAGCAGGCUGGGCCGUGGAGGCCAUCCUGUGUCAAGCCAGGCACAGCAUGAUACGACCAUUCAGGGCACGGAUACUGAUGCGGCAGUGUCACGGCUGAGUGCGGUUGAAGUAGGCUAUCUUGAGGACCCAUACGCUCCGUACUUCGUCCAGGGCCAACAGGCGAGUCGGAGGCUGCCCAUCAUCAAUAGAGGUACCUACACCAGAACUACCGCUCUGAAUAGACUCGUCGAUUCUUUCUUGAAUUGUGGAAAUUCUCAAGAGGGAGAAGGAUCGGAGAGGCAGAUCAUCUCCCUCGGGGCCGGGACUGACACACGCUGUUUCCGGCUCUUCUCACAGAAGAGCCGUUGCUGUCGCUUGACCUACCACGAGGUGGACUUUCCUUCGAUCAGCUCACACAAGCGGAUGAUAGUCCAGGCAACGCCAGUGUUGCGAAGGAUCCUGCCGGAUCCAGUCCCUGCCGCAGAAGGGAGUGACUCGGCCUCCUGGCGGAGCACUCCAGACGGUGAUGGCACCCAGUACUGGUGUCACGGUCUAGACCUGAGAGACCUUUCCAAGAGAGCCCAACAGGGCGAGGCGGCUUCUGCGACUCCUGGGGUGGUUAUCAAAGGGCUACGGACAGCUGUGCCUACGCUCCUCAUAUCGGAAUGCUGUCUGUGCUAUCUGGAGACAGCGCAGGCGGAGGGAGUGAUCAAGUAUUUCACGGACAAGAUACCGAAUCUUGGCCUGGUCUUAUAUGAACCGACAAGGCCUGACGAUGCUUUUGGAAGGCAAAUGGUAGCGAAUCUGGCUGCGAGGAGGAUUAGGAUGCCUACACUGGAAGUGUACAAGGAGCCCAAGGAUCAGGAGCAGAGGCUUCGACAAGCUGGUUUCGAAACGGUAAAGCAGAAUACCGUAGAAUCACUGUGGGAUAGCUGGGUGUCCGCGGAAGAGAAAGAGAGGCUUGACGGACUCGAGGGUCUGGAUGAAGUCGAGGAGUGGCAGCUAUUGGCGGCACACUAUAUUAUAGCCUGGGGAUGGAGGGGGGACGGUUUCGAUGCUUGGUCCAGUCAAGGGUGA
Cryphonectria parasitica EP155 is the source of this 1125-nucleotide messenger RNA. RefSeq lists its product as uncharacterized. Gene Ontology annotation, molecular function: protein C-terminal leucine carboxyl O-methyltransferase activity. The transcript is spliced from 2 exons. Bases 1 to 1125 code for a protein of 374 amino acids. The record is from RefSeq and is a predicted model, not a curated record. Gene Ontology annotation, biological process: C-terminal protein methylation. NCBI's taxonomy places the organism in Eukaryota, Fungi, Ascomycota, Sordariomycetes, Diaporthales, Cryphonectriaceae.